Menidia menidia (Atlantic silverside) is the source of this 1008-nucleotide messenger RNA. The record is from the annotation of a GenBank genome assembly. Lineage: Eukaryota; Metazoa; Chordata; Actinopteri; Atheriniformes; Atherinopsidae.
AUGGAGGGCAACUUAGGGCAAUGCUGGAACAAAGUGAGUCUUCAGCUUCAGUGUGACAAAAGAGAGAUCACAGCACAGGUUGGAGGUUAUUUCAAAAUUGCCUGCAAGUAUGAUACCAGUUCAUUACUCUUUAGUAAAAAGUACUGGUGUCGUGGGGCCUCCAGAAAUACCUGUGAGAUUUUGGUGGACUCAGAUGGAGUAGCCAGGACGUCUUACACUCACAGGUCCCACGUGCACGAUGCAAGAAGACAAGGGCUGUUUGUGGAAGUCACAGAUCUCCGGUUGGAUGACUCUGGGGUGUACUGGAUUGGGAUUGACAAAAUAUAUGCUGACAUCAUGGUUUCAAUCACUGUGGUUAUCACAGAAGUCCCACCAUCGAAGCCCCGGCUUUGGCCGUUGACCUCUCUGGCGGACAGGCAGACCUGUUGGGGGGGGCCGGUGACCGUGCGGUGUGACAGUGAAGAGGGCACUGGGAUUCACUACGCCUGGCAUCAGCCCGCUCCCCACCAAGAACCCCAGCUCCACUCGUCUGAAUUAAGGCUAGACUGCGGAACAGUGAGAGACGGCAGCUACUUCUGCUCUGCCAGCAAUGACGCGGGCAGCAGCCAGAGCGAUGCCCUCUCUCUGCAGGUCCUGAUGCCCACAGACACUAGCGACUGCAUCUAUGUGGUUGAUAUUCCGGGCCAGCCGGUUUAUGACUGUGCCGACAGAAUGAGCACAGCGCCAGCCAGACCUCUGCCCAUGACAACCUGCAAAGCUGCCAUGACAACCCACGCCAGAGUCAAUGAAACCGUCCGAGAGGCCUUUCCCAACAGGACACGGACCGGGUUGCCCCUCUGGUACGAGGCCCUGCGUUGGGGGGCUUUUGCCUCCCUGCUGGUCACUCUGUACGCCGUCACCAAGUGUACAAAAACAGCCCCCGAGCCGCAGAACAACAAUGGAAAGAAGUUUACAGGCACAUUUUAUAGUGCCCUGUGCUCUAAUGAGGUCACUCUCCGGACGUUAUGA